GCGCAGACUGAUGAAAUUACAGGUACGAUUUUUCCCUUGCCGUCCCUGAUCAUCAUAGCAGCUAAUGUUUCCCAACCGUCCGUCCCGACCAGUAAGCCAAUUUUACGUAGCGUGGUGUUCUUUCAAGUUUCAAGGCCACAGUGUGUUGUCCCUCUAUAUAAGCCAAAUCAUCCCAGAUACGGUCUCUGCUCUUCUUCAGGUCCCCAAUUACUGAAGUCCGUCAAUCCUUCCAUUCCGCUUUCCUCCCAAUGGCCACAAUCAACGGCCACUGCGAUCCGGCCUUCACCCGGGUGCGCGAUCUCCUACAGCAAUUGAUCAACAAUGAAGAAGAGCUAGGAGGUUCCAUCUGUGUCAACAUCGACGGCCAGAAUGUAGUUGAUCUCUGGGGCGGCCACGCAGACCCAGCCCGAACCAAGCCAUGGGAAAAAGACACAGUAACUGUGGUAUGGUCUGUUUCCAAAGUCAUCACCGCCAUCGCAACCAACAUCCUCAUCGACCGUGGCCUCUUAGACCCGAAUGAGAAGGUCUCCAAAUACUGGCCCGAGUUCGCUGCGAACGGCAAGGAGAAUAUCCUGGUAUCACAGCUUCUCAGCCACACCUCGGGAGUAUCAUCCUGGGAGCUUCCCAACACCUUAGAUGAUAUUUACGAUGCAAAGAGAGGUGCCGAUAAACUAGCCCGACAGGCCCCCUGGUGGACGCCCGGCGAACGUUCCGGCUACCACGUAGCCAACCAGGGCCACUUGCUCGGCGAACUUGUCCAUCGCAUCAACGGAAAACCGCUGGAUGAGUUCAUCCGCGACGAGCUUGCCAGUCCGUUAGCUGCGGACUUUCAGCUCGGUGUCCCGGAAAAGGACUGGCCGCGGACAGCAGAUGUUUCCCCGCCGCCGCCACUUCGUCUCGAUGGUGUUGACCCGCAGAGUGUUAUGUUCAAGAGCUUCGCUAGUCUGCCUAUGCCGGCUGAAGAAAGUAUGGGUCCUGGCUUUAGGAAGGCGUUGAUCGGUGCGACGAAUGGAUUCUCUAACGCUCGUGGGAUUGCGCGCAUUGCGUCGGUCGUCUCGCUUGGAGGCACGGUGGACGGAAAACAGUAUCUUUUUCCUGAAACUAUUGACCGCAUGCUGGAGGAGCAGAUCAGUGGGCCGGAUUUGGUCUUGAUGUAUCAUUUGCGUUGGGGUCUUGGUGUUGGUUUGCCCGUCCCGGAGACGUUUCCUUGGUUGCCCGACGGUCGCAUUGCUUUUUGGACGGGCUGGGGUGGUUCGGUGGUUGUUAUGGAUCUUGAGCGACGGAUGACGAUUGCCUAUGUUAUGAAUAAGAUGGGAUCGGGCACGUUGGGUUCAGAUAGAACGGCGGCUUAUGUGCGGGCUGUCUAUGAUUGUCUGGCGUAGGUGUAUUAGGUUUCCCGAAUAUAUAUUAUGAGUAUAGUUAUGCUGUUCAUAGU
Aspergillus costaricaensis CBS 115574 is the source of this 1435-nucleotide messenger RNA. RefSeq names its product serine hydrolase domain-containing protein. The record is from RefSeq and is a predicted model, not a curated record. The transcript has a single exon. Bases 249 to 1382 code for a protein of 377 amino acids. Lineage: Eukaryota; Fungi; Ascomycota; Eurotiomycetes; Eurotiales; Aspergillaceae.